Molecule: messenger RNA, 1175 nt
Organism: Macadamia integrifolia
Lineage: Eukaryota; Viridiplantae; Streptophyta; Magnoliopsida; Proteales; Proteaceae
Product: UPF0235 protein At5g63440
Exons: 7
Coding region: 114-812 (232 amino acids)
Source: RefSeq, a predicted model, not a curated record
AAUUCUCAGUUAUGGGAGCUUUUAAAUGGAAUUCGGCUUCGUUGUGGAAUUCAAUUUAGGAGGAAACGGAACGGAGACGCAGUGAAGACUGAGGCUUAACUGAGGGAAAAAGAAUGCCGAAGAGAACGACGCACACGUACUCGAGCGAGGACGCAGCCCCCGAUGGCCCAGAGUCCGAUCUGUUCGUCUAUUACUGCAAGCACUGUGGUUCUCAUGUUCUCAUCACAGAUACCCAGUUGCAGAAAAUGCCAAAGCGUAAAACUGACAGAGCAUAUGUGCUGGACAAGGAGAAACAUCUUGCAAGACUGAAUAUUAGUGAGGGUGGAAAAGUUCUUUUAAAACGUGGCGAAGGGAAAUUGGAAAAACAAUUCCGUAUGACCUGUGUGGGUUGUGGGCUUUUUGUUUGUUACCGCACAGAAGAAGACUCAGAAGUUGCCCCUUUCAUUUAUGUUGUUGAUGGUGCGCUUAGCUCAGUUGCAGCAGAAACUAACCCUCAGGAUGCGCCAGUCCCACCCUGCAUAUCACAGUUAGAAGGUGGUCUUGUUCAAGUGGCAAUAGAAGUAGAAGACCGUGCCCAGCGUUCUGCAAUUACAAGAGUAAAUGCAGAUGAUGUUCGUGUAUCAGUAGCUGCACCUGCAGCACGGGGAGAAGCUAACAAUGAGCUGUUGGAAUUUAUGGGCAAGGUGUUGGGUCUACGGCUGAGCCAAAUGACUCUUCAAAGGGGGUGGAAUAACAAGUCAAAGCUACUUGUGGUGGAGGACUUGUCCGCUAGACAGGUCUAUGAGAAACUUCUGGAGGCUGCACAACCUUGAUGCUUCCUGCAUCCAGCUUCACAUCCUUCUUCUGGUAUAUGUGUAGGUCCUGGUCUAUAUCACAUGCCAGUGCUGGGUAUGUUUCAUCUGAGGUCCAUAUAACUGUUACCUUGAUGCUUCUUGCAUCCAGCUUCACAUCCUUCUGGCAUAUGUGCAAGUUCAGGUCUAUAUUAUGUGCCUGUCUGUGAUGGGUAUAAUUUACCCAAGGGUGGAAGACAUUACACAUGACUCCUCUCCUCUUUGGAAUAUGAAUUAUUCUAAAAAGAAGAUGAUUAAGUUCUGUUUUUGCAUGAAACAAAUUUGUGCUUCUUGUUGUGGACUCAUUGAAUUUUUUUGGAAAUGUGAUCCUUAUUUUGUGUGCGA